Heterobilharzia americana is the source of this 1356-nucleotide messenger RNA. NCBI's taxonomy places the organism in Eukaryota, Metazoa, Platyhelminthes, Trematoda, Strigeidida, Schistosomatidae. The record is from the annotation of a GenBank genome assembly.
AUGGGCUUAUCUGCACCAGAUGUAGCAGCGAAGAUGGCUGCAUUCGGACUGAGCAGUUUAUCAGCUCUCGGACUUGGUCGUGGUCAAACGGGGAUUGGUGCUGCCUUAGAAAACAUUAAAGCUCAGAGUAAAAGCAGUUCUGCACAAAGUGAACUGAUGACUUCAUCAACUAAUCAGGUGAUUACCAAUUUACUCCGAGAUGACAUCCAGGGAGUUCGACUGACUAAGGAUGAAAUCCACAGGGUAUGUGUCGUACUUGUGACGGCGGCAUUUUGCCUGAAAACCGUUGAAGAUUUGGAGAAACGCUUAAAACAAGAAGUCAGACCACCUAGUUGGGCUUCAAAAAUAUCAUUCGCCUCUGAACUCGACGGCUUAGCUACCUGCAGAUCUCUCUGUGCCCAACGGUUGGUUGCAGACUUGGAAGCUGGAGUUGAACCCCAGUUGACAGCAAUGCCACGUUUGCCUUGGAAUAGCUUUGUGCAAGUGGGAGACCAGAGUGGAUAUGUUACGGAAAUUGUAAAUUACCUGCGUAUUCAAAUUCCUUUAAUAAGAGAAACUUUAUACACCAUAAGGCCAGCUUUCACUCAGAUAUGUAUAAAAUUCGCCGAUGCACUUAUCACGAGAUUCGUUAGUUCCUUGUACCUUUGCAAACCGGUCAAUACUUUCGGAGCUGAACAGCUUCUCUUAGAUACUCAGUCACUAAAGGCUUCUCUGCUUCAGAUGCCUCUUUUUGGUACCAAGUUUGUUCAAACGCCUCCUCGGAGCUUUACAAAUUUAGUUCAUGAAGGAAUGGGAAAAGCGGAACGUAUCAUCAAAGCAGUUAUGCUGCCAGUUGGAGUUGCCAUGUCAGGAAAGCAAGAGUCAAUAACUCCUCCAAGUGGAUUUGUAAUGGGUCCAGUAGAUACAAAUGCAGCAAACGUAUUCUUAGCUAGUUAUGAACAGUUGUUACCAGAUCUAACGCAAACUGACCUACAAAAUGUUUUAGAUAUGAAGGGUGUAAAGUUCAGUGAACAGCAGUUAAUUUUGGAAAUAUUUCGUAGCCGAAAUGAAUUGAAAUGCAGUAUGAAAGAAGCGAAUGAUAAUACACUAUCUUUAUCCUCUGUAGUUAAUACUAUUACCACGUCUACUUGCACCAGUGCACCACCUCACACCAACUUUACGCUACCGGCUGUUGGCGCUACAACCACUACUUCUCUUACGAGUGUAACAAAUUCUUCAAAUACUCAGUUCGAAAAGUCAAAGAAUGCAGAGUCAACGUUACCAAAUCCGUUUGGAUCAUUCACUACCACAGAAGAGAAACAAUUAACAGACGAUAAAAAAGGAAAAUUAGAAAAAUUACUGAACAAAAGGCGAUGA